CUCCUCAUAGACCCCGUACUGUCCCGCAACGUAGCGCAGGCUCGUGGGGACGACUGGCGCCGCCUGAGGCACAUAAUCAGCCCGGCCUUCACGUCGGGCCGUAUGAAACGCAUGUACCCGUCCAUCAGGCAAUGCCUACGCGACUUCCAGACCCAUUUGGACGCCUACGCCAUGGAUCGUAGGCCAGUGGAUGUCAAGGAGAUGUUUGGCAAUUUCACCAUGGACGUGGUGGCUACCUGCGCGUUUGCCACGAAAACCAAUGUCCAUAAUGAUAGAAAUAACCCUGUUGACAGGCACGCCAAAAGUCUACUGGACUUUAAGCCAUGGAAAAUCAUUGCAAUGUUAGCCCUACCGCCCCGUUGGUUGACGCGUCUGACGGUCACCACUACUGUCCGCCCGGAAGGACUCGUAUACUUCAAUAAACUAAUGACGGAUAUCAUCGAAACGCGCCGUAAGCUUACGGACGCCUCCGCCAAGUAUACGGACUUUUUGCAGCUCUUAUUGGACGCCCAUAAGGAUACCGACGCCGCGCCCGAAGAUUACAAGACUAGUGAAGCUAAUUAUGUUAUCGAAGACGAAGAACCGGAUAAUCCAUUGGAAGGAACUGGAGGUAAGACACCCUCCGUCUCAUACAACAAAUACAUGAACGACGAUGAGGUGCGCGCCCAGACAUUUGUCAUAUUGAUGUCCGCCUACGAGACCACUGCCACCACCCUGACCCUCGCCAUGUACGAGCUGGCCCUCAACCCCCAACACCAGCAACGCCUAUUCGAUGAGCUCCGGGAGGUAUUACAACCUGACGGCGACAUAGACUACGAUGUCCUACAGUCCCUGCCAUUCAUGGAGGCAGUGGUAUCCGAGACCCUACGCCUACACCCGCCCGGUAUGAGACUGACACGCCUGGCCACCAAGGACUACACGCUGGGCACCACCGGUAUAACUGUCCGUAAAGGGGAUCAGGUGGACAUACCUACCUACGCCAUACACCAUAACCCGGAGUACUAUAAGCUACCGUUCCAGUUUGACCCGGAUAGAUUUUUCGACACCAAGCGCCGGCAGCAUAUUAAGCCCUAUACGUACAUACCGUUUGGAGGCGGCCCUCGACAUUGCAUUGGUAUGCGGUUCGCGCUCCUGGAGAUCAAGUUAGGGUUGGCUCACAUCAUACGCCGGUACCGGUUGUACGGCACCGGCGAUACGGACGUCCCGCUGCAAUAUAAACGCAAAUACCGGUUGGCUUUUCCCAAACGGGUUGUCGUGGGUAUUGAGCGCCGACCA
This is a messenger RNA of Oppiella nova, 1275 nucleotides long. The record is from the annotation of a GenBank genome assembly. NCBI's taxonomy places the organism in Eukaryota, Metazoa, Arthropoda, Arachnida, Sarcoptiformes, Oppiidae.